Molecule: messenger RNA, 2076 nt
Organism: Sugiyamaella lignohabitans
Lineage: Eukaryota; Fungi; Ascomycota; Dipodascomycetes; Dipodascales; Trichomonascaceae
Gene: GFA1
Product: glutamine--fructose-6-phosphate transaminase (isomerizing) GFA1
Exons: 2
Coding region: 1-2076 (691 amino acids)
Biological process (GO): fructose 6-phosphate metabolic process; protein N-linked glycosylation; UDP-N-acetylglucosamine metabolic process
Molecular function (GO): carbohydrate derivative binding; L-glutamine:D-fructose-6-phosphate transaminase (isomerizing) activity
Source: RefSeq, a predicted model, not a curated record
AUGGAUCUGGUUACAGUCGGGUUGCGAGUUCGUGAACUAGCGAUUCCUGGUGCUCGAGCGAUGGAAGCCGGUCUGCAGCGUCAAGAGUACCGUGGUUAUGACUCAGCUGGUUUGGCUGUUGACGGUGACAAGGCUGGUGAGGUCGAGAUCUUCCGCUCUGUCGGUAAGGUCAAGGCUUUGGCUGAGGUCAUUAACAAUGCCAAGAUCAAUACUGAAAAGGUAUUUGACUGCCACGCUGGUAUUGCUCACACCAGAUGGGCUACUCACGGUCAACCCAAGACUGUCAACUGUCACCCUCAAAGAUCAGAUCCCAACAGUGAAUUCACUGUUGUACACAACGGUAUUAUUACCAAUUACAGAGAAAUCCGUGAAUUGUUGACUUCCAAGGGCUUCAAAUUCGAGUCUGAGACCGAUACUGAAGUCAUUGCCAAGUUCUUCAAAUAUAUUUAUGAUUCCAAUAAGCAACACAACCUUGAUUUCAGCCAGCUGGCCAAGUUGGUUAUUAUUGAGCUCGAGGGUGCUUAUGGUUUGUUGAUUAAGUCUAUUCACUAUCAAGACGAGGUUGUUGCUACCAGAAAGGGAUCUCCUUUGUUGGUUGGUGUUAAGACUGAGAAGAAGCUCAAGACCGAUUUCGUCGAUGUCGAGUUCCCUGAUACUUUAGAGGAGCUUAGCAGCGUGCCUGCUGAUGCUAACAGCAACAUUAACGGUACCGCCAACGGACUUCUCAUUCCUAAGGAUAACUUACGUCACUCUGUUUCCAGAGCAUUCAUGUCUGACGAAGGAAUCCCCAUGGCUGCUGAAUUCUUCCUUGCAUCUGAUCCUGCUGCUGUCGUUGAGCACACCAAGAAAGUCUUGUUCCUUGAGGACGACGAUAUUGCUCACAUUUACGAUGGUCAAUUGCACAUUCACCGUAGCAGCAACGAGGUUGGUGCUUCGACUAUCAGAUCUAUCCAGACUCUUGAAAUGGAACUGGCCGAGAUUAUGAAGGGUUCUUUUGACCACUUCAUGCAAAAGGAGAUCUUCGAGCAACCAGAGUCUGUCAUUAACACAAUGAGAGGUAGAGUUGAUUUUGAGACAAACACCAUCACUCUGGGUGGUCUACGAUCUUACCUGACUACAAUCCGCAGAUGCAGAAGACUGAUUAUGAUUGCCUGUGGUACCUCAUACCACUCGUGUUUGGCUACCAGAGCCAUUUUCGAGGAGUUGACCGAGAUUCCUGUCUCUGUUGAGCUGGCAUCUGAUUUCCUUGACCGCAGAUCGCCUGUUUUCCGUGACGAUACUGUUGUGUUUGUUUCACAAUCUGGUGAGACUGCUGAUACCAUUCUUGCUCUCCAAUACUGUUUGGACCGCGGUGCUCUUACUGUGGGUAUUGUUAACAGUGUCGGUUCGUCCAUUUCUCGUCAAACUCACUGUGGUGUCCACAUCAACGCCGGUCCUGAAAUCGGUGUAGCUUCUACUAAGGCAUACACUUCACAAUACAUUGCUCUCGUUAUGAUGGCCUUGUCACUAUCUGACGACAGUCUUUCUAAGAGUGCCCGUCGUCUUGAGAUCAUCGAGGGUUUGAAGAACAUUUCCGAGCAGAUUUCUAAGGUUCUUGAGCUCAACGACUCGAUUAAGACCAUGUGUGAUGAGACUCUUUCCGACCAGAAGUCGCUUCUUUUGCUUGGAAGAGGUUACCAACAUGCCACUGCCUUGGAAGGUGCUCUUAAGAUCAAGGAAAUCUCAUACAUGCACUCUGAGGGUGUUCUUGCUGGAGAACUUAAGCACGGUGUUCUUGCACUAGUCGACGAGAACCUUCCUAUUAUCGUCAUGGCCACUAGAGACUCGCUGUUCCCCAAGGUCAUGAGUGCCGUCCAACAAGUGGUGGCCCGUUCUGGUAACCCCAUCAUCAUCUGCAACCCUGGCGACAAGUUCGACCCCAAGUACAAGACCCUCGAGGUGCCAGCCACUGUCGACUGUUUGCAGGGACUGCUGAACGUGAUCCCACUGCAGCUCAUGAGCUACUGGCUCGCUGUCCGCAAGGGCAUCGACGUCGAUUUCCCCCGAAACCUGGCCAAGUCGGUCACCGUCGAGUAA